AUGUCAAGCGCCGCACAGAUUCAUAAAUUGAAUCAGACUGACAACGACAUCAGCAAAUUGCUCAGACUAGCUUCCGAUGCACUCAAAGCUCUUUUACCGCCUUCAAACCAGCAAGAGCGUGAACUGUUAGAAAAACAGCAGCAAAAAUACAAUCAGCUAUCCACACAGCAGCAAUCACAACCUCAAAUAACUCUCUGGGGUGAUGAAGACCCAAAUGAAGAUUACAACGAUUUGGAGCAGGACGAAGCACAGGACGCGAGAUUCGUAGACACCACUAAAUCUUAUUAUAGUCUCCUCAACUCUAUACAAAUCGAUAUACGUACAGCUAUCGCUCAUUUACGUAAUGAAAGGAUAUCUCCUCGAGUUUUGCAUUCGAGUGGAAGUGGUAGUGUACAUCAAGAAUCUAACCUCAGUCUAGGCGCACAAAGGAUCGAAAUUGACAUUAUCCGCAAUCUCACUCGAACUCUGCAUCAGUUGUCAAAUCAAGACGUCGAAAUGCAAUCAUCUUAG
Molecule: messenger RNA, 510 nt
Organism: Wallemia ichthyophaga EXF-994
Lineage: Eukaryota; Fungi; Basidiomycota; Wallemiomycetes; Wallemiales; Wallemiaceae
Exons: 2
Coding region: 1-510 (169 amino acids)
Biological process (GO): regulation of transcription by RNA polymerase II
Cellular component (GO): mediator complex
Molecular function (GO): transcription coregulator activity
Source: RefSeq, a predicted model, not a curated record